AUGGCGGUGCAGGCCGCGCUCCUCAGCGCGCACCCCUUCGUGCCCUUCGGCUUCGGGGGCUCCGCGGACGGGCUGGGGGGCGCCUUCGGAGCCCUGGACAAGGGCUGCUGCUUCGAGGACGAGGAGCCCGGGACGCCGGCUCGCGCGCUGCUGGCGGGCGCCGAGGGCGGGGACGUGCGCGAGGCCACCCGCGACCUGCUCAGCUUCAUGGACUCGGCGUCCAGCAACAUCAAGCUGGCCCUGGACAAGCCGGGCAAGUCCAAGCGGAAGGUGAACCACCGCAAGUACCUGCAGAAGCAGAUCAAGCGCUGCAGCGGCCUCAUGGGCGCCGCGCCCCCGGGUCCGCCCUCCCCGGGCGCCGCCGACGCGCCCGCCAAGCGGCCCCUCGCCGCGCCCUGCGCCCCGGCCGUCGCGGCCCCGGCCCCCGGCAAGGUCGCCCCUCGGAGGGAGGCGUCGCAGGCCGCGGCGGCCGCCAGUCUGCAGAGCCGGAGCCUGGCCGCGCUCUUCGACUCGCUGCGCCACGUCCCCGGGGGCGCCGAGCCGGUGGGGGGCGCGCUGGCGGCACCCCCGGCGGGGCUCGGCGGGACGGGCUCUGGGGGCGUCGGCGGGGACGCGAUCGGCCCCCCGGGGGGCGCGGCGCUCCCCGGCGCCAGGAAGGUCCCGCUGCGAGCCCGCAACUUGCCCCCGUCCUUCUUCACCGAGCCCUCGCGCGCGGGGGGCGGCGCGUGCGCCCCGUCGGCGCCGGGCCCCGGCGCGGGCGGCCUGGAGAGGGGCGCGGAGGCGCUGGGCUUCUUCGAGCUGCUGGGGCCGGACUACGGCGCCACCUCCGAGGCGGGCGUCCUACUCGCCGCAGCGGAGCCCCUCGACGUGUUCCCCGGCGGAGCCGCCGUCCUGCGGGGACCCCCGGAGCUGGAGCCCGGCCUCUUCGAGCCCCCGCCGGCGAUGCUGGGGAGCCUGCUGUACCCCGAGCCCUGGGGCGUCCCGGCCGCUCCGCAGACCAAGAAGCCGCCUCUUACUGCCCCCCGCGGCGGCCUGACCUUGAACGAGCCCUUGCGGGCCCAGUACCCCGCCCCAGCCGACUCCCCGGGCGGGGAGGACGGGCCCGGCCUCGUGGCCUCCUUCGCCCCGUUCUUCUCGGACUGCGCCCGGGACUUCUCGGACGUGCCCGCCCCGCCCCAGCAGGUGUCCUACGAGUACGGCGCGGGGUACGGCCGCCCCGCGUUCUCCGGCCUCUGGAGACCCGACGGGGUCUGGGAAGGGGCGGCCGGGGAGGAGGGGGCGCGCCCGGACUGA
Messenger RNA from Talpa occidentalis (Iberian mole), 1293 nucleotides. It is a transcript of the gene FAM181B, whose product is annotated as family with sequence similarity 181 member B. The transcript has a single exon. The record is from RefSeq and is a predicted model, not a curated record. Lineage: Eukaryota; Metazoa; Chordata; Mammalia; Eulipotyphla; Talpidae. Bases 1 to 1293 code for a protein of 430 amino acids.